Messenger RNA from Paraglomus brasilianum, 1272 nucleotides. The record is from the annotation of a GenBank genome assembly. Lineage: Eukaryota; Fungi; Glomeromycota; Glomeromycetes; Paraglomerales; Paraglomeraceae.
AUGAGUGGGACACAAAACAGUACAAGCUCGAAGACUUUACCUGCUUUGCAUGGUGUUAAAAUCAAGACUAAGAAGAGUGUGCAAAAAGCACAAGCCAAGUACGAACCAACUGUAUUCAGAGAUAAUAUUUUAAAGGCUUUAACUGCUGCCAAACCUGGCGACUUUGAGGACAUUGCUCAACAGUUAGACCGUGCUGGAAACGACCUUGAAUAUCACAAAUACGGCGAAACUUUAUUUGAAAUUCUCUUGACAGGUGGUAUAUUAGCGCCUGGAGGAAUCAUCAGUCAGGAUGGAGCCCCACGCAGUCCAUUUUCAAUCUUCGCUGCAGAAGAUAAUACCGAGACUAUCAAGAAACACGUCGAAGUUUUCGAUAAGCUUAUCCGUCGUUAUAGAUACUUGCAGCACAUCUUUGAAGAUACCUUGAGGAACUUGCUUCAAUAUAUUAACAAAUGGAGCACUGAAGAAAUCAACAAGUUAGCCACUGCAAUAGGCUUGCUUACAUCAGGGGGAUUGGCCAAUGUCAAUGUUUUGACUGUUUUGUUCAAAGAACAUUUAGUCAAAGAAGGCCUUUCUCUACAGUUUGUCACGUCUGUCUUCAAGGCGUACCUGAAUGAACAAAGUAUUGAUCAUUUAGGUUCAUCACUGGAAAGAGCCGGUAUCCAUAAGAAACUUAUGGAAUUCUUCCCACCAAACAAGCGCGAUGAGGAAUACUUUGCUCGAUAUUUUGAGGCUGAAGAUAUGAAACAACUUGUCGAAUAUCACAAUAAGAAACAAAAGGCAGCAAUGAAAGAUCAAACUAUCGAACAUGUGAAAGAGCUGUUAGAUGGGGAAAGCACUCCGGCAGAGGUUAUUACUUACCUAAGACAUCAGAUGAAGGAAAGCCGUUGGCAGGAAGCAGAUUUUGCGCAGAUUGUCUGGGAAGCCCUCAUUGGGGCAGUCGACUGGAGUUCAAGGCCAGAACAGAUUGAGAGUCAAGCUUUGCGGCAAGUCAAGGACUGGUCAAAAGUUCUUGCCGCGUUCUGUACAAACCCGAAGACAGAGCUUGCACUCCUUCAAAAGGUUCAAGUUUAUUGUUACGAAGAUGCUAAAUUGAUGAAGCAUUUUCGUCAAAUUGUUCAGAUUUUGUACAAUAGUGAUGUUAUUUCUGAGAGUGCUAUCUUGUAUUGGGCAGAAAAAGGAGCCAAGAAUCAAGGAAAGACUGUCUUCUUGAAGCAGAUGGAGCCAUUUAUCCAUUGGCUGAAGACCGUUGAGAGCGAAUCUGAGGAAGAGUAA